UCCAUUCAAUUUGCACACAUUUUCGUACAGAGUGGAAAGGUAAAACACUGGAAACGAUGUGCUAACUCCCACGAGUGAUUUCUCAGAAGUGUCUGUGAUGUAUCCGUGAGCAUUUGUUUUGGUUUAACUGUGAGUCUGGAGAUUAAAUUCUAAAAUGGGUCAAGGUCAGACGAAGGCCUCUAAGCGCCGUGAAAGUAACGGUGAGCAGGGCCCAUCUCCAAAGAAGGAAGCUAAGAAAUCUCCCAAGAAAUCGCGAGGGUCUAAAGGUUCAAGGUCAUCAAGAUCACCAAGUACAGAGUCACAGUCCAAAGGUCAAGGUCAGAUGCAAAUAGAAGAGAGGGAAGCCUCUCCAAUGAAAAGAUUAGAACCAGAGUCAUUGGGAGUAAAAGGUGAACAAAAUGGUGUUGAGGAUGUUAAAACUGUGUUAAGUAAAUCGCCUCCAAAACCAAAACGAACUUAUGAAGUAGAAUUUAUCGAACCAGAAAAAGAAAAUGUGCCUGAUGGGAUAGAUGAGUUAGAUGUCUCAGAAAUUCGUAAAGUUGAAUCUAGUCCUACAAAAACUCCAGUAAAAAUGAAUGGUGAACAUGAACCUUUUACUCCUGUUAAGUCUAGUGACCUAAAUAAUGUUCCACAGGCGACAUCGACUCCUGCACCAAAUGGAAUACUGAGUACGGGAACUGGUCGGCACCCUAGUGGCGGAAGAUACAGUGAUGAUGACCAUACAGAUGUUAGUGACGAUGAAGCAUACGCUUCUGAACAACAAUUUCGUUCAUCUAGUCCGACUGCCUCGAAUGUCUCUUUGAAAUCCUUUUCUACCAUAAAUAGUUCAUCAUUGCGUACAAAAUCGGAUUCCUCCUAUGAGAAGAAGGUUGAAGUGAAUUAUGGGAAAUUUUACAACCAGAGUUAUCUGAACAAAGGCUCACAGAACUACAUGAGUAGAGGGCGCACAUUGUCAGAACCUAAGAUCAAGAACAAUGUAAACCAGUUCAUUAGACCAGCAAAUUUCUCCUAUUCAAAGGAACCUCCAAGCUUUUUGAAAAACAAGAAAGGAGGCAUGAUGUCAUUAGCUCAAGGUAAGACCGUUGUAAAGACUCGGAGAAGCUCGUCCCCGGGACCGAGUUCAGGUACAGCGACUGGAGUGAGGAAGAACACUGAGGCUGUUCGAAUGAGUAUGUUCCCUGGAGGAAAACGGCCACCGCCGAAAGAGAUAGCUAAAAUAGAAAGAGACGAUUGGCCAGCGCCUCCAUCGCCUGCGGCUAUUCUUCCAGAAAUAUUACGUCAGCGGAGAAAGAGUCGCGGUGAGGAGGAUGAGGAAGAGGAACAGGUAUUUGAGGAUCCAAAAAUAAAACGAGAAAUUGAAGAGUUAAAGAAAUUCAAGGAUGAAUCAGGGAUUGGCAAAGUGAUCUACAAUGAAUUAGAAGUUGCUAAGCAACUACCAUCCAAGCCGCUGGAUCCUUGGAAAUCUUCAAGGGUGCCAAACGCAGCAUACGAACCAAAGUAUCAAACUAGAUACCAGAGUCCAAUGUUUGCCUCUCCAUCUCGAUUCCUAGAUCGUACAAAAAGAUCGUGGGAUGAUUGUGAUAUACGUGCUGGAUACAGAACUAUUGCAAUACAUGGACACAUACCAGCACCAAAACCGGGAUACGGCCUUGCUCCGCGUGCUGCUACUUUACCUGUUUCGGGCAUGUAUGGUGGACCAUUAGAUUUAGAUUAUAGGGUAUAUGAUCUAGAUGUUUCGUCCGGUAGAGAUACUCGUGUUUCCACUUCAUCUAUUAACACAGAAACUAGUAAAGUAACCAGUACCAUAUUUGACCAACCGGGUGUGUCACUGAUGACGUUCCAGAAAAGUUCUUGGCACACAGAAUCUAAACCUCCAGUGUACAAUUAUGAGAGAUUGAAAAUCUCCAACUUUGAUUUACCAAAAGAUGUUGAUAGAGAUCAGUUAGAGAUACAUUUGGCCAAAGAAGAAUUUGAGGAUAUUUUUAACAUGUCAUGUGAAGAGUUUAGACAUUUACCAGAAUGGAAAAGAAAUGAUAUGAAACGUAAAAAAGAUCUGUACUAGCAGCCCCCCUCUAGUGCUUAUAGAUAAUAAUAAAUUGUGUUCAAAUUUUAUUUUUGUAAUUGGUUGGAUGGACAGUCUGAGAGUUAAUCUUAUCUGCCCGACUACACAAGCCCAUUGUAAAAAGUGGCAUCAAACCAAAGAUAAGGCGUUCAUUCCUCUACCCCUUCAGCUCCACUUCGAGGAUGUUAUAAUGGAAGCUGGAAGUGCCCAUUAUAGAACUGAAGGGUUAAUUGGCAAUUUUCUAAACGUGGAUGAAUUUUUGAGGAUAUGUACAUAGUUAGAAGAUAUGAAUGUUCACCUGCUGUCCAAGAAACCCAUAUUAGAGCAUUCAGUGAUGUAAAAAAAUCCAUUCCAAAAAUGGCAAGUAGAUGUUGGAAGGUCCUAAUUAAGACUUUCAGAAAAAAGCUAAGGACAGAAAACUGGUUGAAGCUUGUCAGGGUGCAGAGAAGGGGACAACAGUUCACCUGCUGGCUUUAUGCAAAAUUUGAACAAAAUUGAAAUUAAGAGAACUAUUUGCUUCCUGCAGUUUGUUUGAUACUGUGUAUAGAUUUGAACAAAGGCGAAAAGAAGCCAUACAGAUACAUGUUAGUGCAUGAAAAAUAGUUCUUAAUUUGAUACUUUUGGAAGUAUUGAACAUAGUUCUGCAAAGAUAGGAAUUUGUGUGUGAUAUGGUGUAUCUCUUCCAGCUGUCAGGGCAAAUUUGUUAAGCAAACAACCAGUCAUACAUGUGCUGCUUCUUCUCUCUCUGACUUUAUGUUCAGCUAAGAAGAGGGCACAGAUGUGACUAAAAGACAAUGAAUUACCUGUAAAGGUGCUUACAUUGUACCUGUAUCAAGACAUAGUUGGUCAAAUCCUGUAUAAAAGAGGAAGAGAAAAAAACUUACGUUAAAUUAAUUAGAUUAAUUCUGUCUCCAACAGUUUACAUUUUGUAUUUGUACUGGAGUGAGGAUUAAUUACCUUGUAUCAGUUAUAAUAAAUUGGAAGCAUUUUUACUUGGUCUUUAAACAUGUUUUAGACAGAAUGAUCAAUGCUUUGUAGUUUGUAAACAUUGAGCAUGGGAAAAAACAUUGUCCAGUACAGAUGUCACAAACAAUACUUGAUAAAGGAGUUUGUUGAAAGUUGAAUGCCACUGUACUAGAUUGCAAUGAUAGGGAAACAUUAUUAUAUAGAAUUUUGUUUCAAUGACUUUGGUGUAAGAUGUACAUGGUUGUGCAUACAUGGGAACACUUGUAUUUCAUAUGCAUGUCAUAUCAGUGUGAGCUUAAUGCGACCCACUACAACAUAUCACCAGUUGGUUCAAAUACAAAAUACACUUUCAACUCAUCUAAAGCUUGCAUUAGGAUCAAAGGAGUUAAGUUCAUUGUAUUAGAAAUGUAUAGAAGGGAUGUCUUUAGAAGACAUACUGCUGUAAGGAAUUUCGGUACUGGUUAUCACCAAAGCGAACUUGGUUAUAAAUGGUGGAGGAAACUUGUCUUCAUUUUCGUAACAUUUUUUUCACAUUAAGUAUUUGAAGGCAAUGUUUUACAUAGUCCACACAGCCUAUGCAAUCACAUGAUUGUGCUUGAUUUUUACUAGCCAUUUAUUUCCAAACAUGUUUCUCCUGAUGAAGGGUGGUUCAUUUUGAUUCAAAACAUCCUUGAAACAAAAAGAUGCAUUGGCAAAUUCUAGAUGUAUGUUUUGUUUCAAUAGUUGAGUAAAUGAAGCAGAUGUUUUCUGAGAAAAGGAGCUUUACAGUUUUAAAAUUUCAAUGAUAGCUUUUAAUAUACAGCUUUCACAAGAGCAUAAUGUAUUUAAUUAAUGUUGUUGCACUUUACAUACAUAUAGCUGCAGAAAUUACAGUUUUGCAUUUUCCCCAUGUUAUUCUGCAAAACUGUGUUAACUUUAAUGGCAAGCUACUGUGCCAUUUAAAAUCAAAAUCGACUAUGUUGCUGAAAAGUUAAAAUUCACUUUUUUCUUCUUUUGCUAAGCAUUUCACCUAUCAUAUUCGUUAAUGUUGUGACUAUGAAGGCAAAAAAUGUGAAAGAAGAAAUAAUGUUGAACAGUGAACUUUGUUUUCGGCAGAUAAAAAAGUGAUACCUCCUCAGAAAUAUAAUGGUAAAAUCUGGAAUGGUUUAUUCGAAUGUUGUAUUAUAAAGUAACUGGGAAGCACCUGCCCCUAUGGUCAAGGAAUUUGGAGCAGCCUUUCUUUGUUAAAUGAGAGUGCUUCUGAAAUUUUUGUGUUUCCUUAUUAGUUGACCUUUCUGUUUGGUAACAAGGACUCUAUAUGAAGAGUUCUUUGGAAAUAAACUUUCAAACAAAGUAUAUAUUAAGCUUGCAGGUGUUUCCUGGUACAUGAUAUUGUGUGAAUCAAAAUGGGUCGACAAUCAGUGAGGAGUACAAUAUAAUAAUUGUUAACAAUAUCAAAUAUGU
This is a messenger RNA of Mercenaria mercenaria, 4471 nucleotides long. RefSeq names its product actin-binding LIM protein 1-like. The transcript is spliced from 15 exons. Bases 155 to 2062 code for a protein of 635 amino acids. Gene Ontology annotation, molecular function: actin filament binding. Gene Ontology annotation, biological process: cytoskeleton organization; lamellipodium assembly. The record is from RefSeq and is a predicted model, not a curated record. Gene Ontology annotation, cellular component: actin cytoskeleton. Lineage: Eukaryota; Metazoa; Mollusca; Bivalvia; Venerida; Veneridae.